GCUGUGUGUGCCGGCGAGGCGCACGGCUCCCGGUCACUCCCGAGCUCAUUUGCCAGGGCUCCUGAAAGCCAAGGGACCCGCGGUGCGGGGCGAAGGGAGGGGGCUGCAGCAUGGAGCUGAUGGUGCUGCUCAAUGCCCUGGUCACCCGCCUGCUCUUCGUGCUGCACUCACUCAUCGGGGUUUGGAGAGUCACUGCCGUGAAGAAGGAACCCAAGUACUGGCUGCUGGCACUGCUCAAUCUUCUCCUGUGCCUGGAGACAGGGCUCACCCUCAAGUUUAAGCAAGGCAGAGGCUACAAAUGGUUUUCACCAGCAAUAUUUUUAUAUCUGAUUUGCAUAGUACCAUCACUCUGGCUACUAGAACUUCAUCAUGGAACUCAGUACUGUGGCAAUGAGCCUGGGGCAGUUCAGGUGAAUGUCAGCAAUCAAGACUUCAAUCAAUCCAGAGAGAGCAGUCAUGGAAGUGAGGGAACAGAUCACCACAUCAUUCAAACGGCUAAAGUCUUUGUCAAUCAGCUCUCCACAAUCUGUGAGACUGUAUGGACACUGGCCCUCCACCAGACUUUUCUACUGCUACUAGUAGUUGGGAGAUGGCUUCUCCCCAUUGGAGUUGAAAUCACCCGGGAUCAAUUGUCUCAGCUGCUUCUCAUGUUUGUGGGAACAGCAGCAGAUAUACUUGAAUUUGCUAGUGAAACCUUGGACAUUGAGGAUGUUCGGAAGAAUUACGCUCUCAUAAAUGCAAUCCUUGCUGUAUGGACCUGGAGUAUGUUACAAUUUCCACUUGAUCUUGCAGUACAGCACAUUGGCUGCAAACCAAGUGCAUCGGCCAGGCGGAUCCCCAGCCUGCUGCUGUGCCGGUACAGCGCGGAACUCUGGAACAUUGGGGUCAGCCUUUUCAUACAGGACGGCCCCUUCUUCAUUGUGCGUUCAAUUCUGAUGGGCCACUUCAGGAUAUUCAAUCAGAUGCUGGUAUUUUUUACAGCUAAGAAUAUCUUAGUUGUGACUCUACAGUUGUAUCGACUGGCAGUGAUAACGUUAGACUUCCGUGCUACUGUUCUGCAGAAGAGCAGGAAAGGAGAAGUCUGCUGCUGCCCAUGUGAGCCUUAUGAAGCUCAUGCUACUGGUCACCAAGAGAAUGAAAUGAAAGAGUUUGUUGCUUUUCCUCCAAAAGAGGAAUCCCAAGCUCCAUCAGAAGAUCACUGAGCAGUUAUUGACCUGGAAGAACUUGCAUUUCCCACAGCUUCCUCAGAAGGGCUUUGCCAGUUUCUGUGGUCAAAGAGGUCUUGAGUGCCUAAAUCAUCUUUUCCAUCAAGAGAAUGUUAAUUUCUUCUAAAUUGUAGGGGAACUUUCUCAAGCAAAUUCAUACAAAUGGAACUUUUAAAAAAAUCCCUUUUUUGGUGGGUUUUGACUAGCUCCAUAUUAUAUUACUCACAGGGAUUCUGUAGCCAUAGUUUGUACUAUCCAGAAAGGUUGGGAGCACUAAGAAGAUUGGUUAUCACCAUUGGUGGCACUGUGCUGACCUAUGUACUUGCAUGUAUUCAAGUAGAAGGACAAGGCUAUGCUUUUAGGAAGCACAAAAGCAUUGAGCUCUACUAGAAUGGUAGGGCUAUAACUACAGUGUGAUGAGCAAUAUGUUUGCCAUGUACAGGAGGAACUGCAGCAGCAACAGCUGUGCAGCCAUGUUAGGGCUGUUACUGUGACACGAGAACAUUGUUCAUUCCAGAAAUUUAAGGAAACCUUCUUCAGAUGUUACCUCAUCUUUGGCUGGAUUCAGUUAAGAACUAAGCAACACCAUGAAACUGCAUACAAAAGACUCUUAUGACCUGCCUGGUUUGAAUAAUCUAAACCUUAACAAAAAGGAGAAAAGCAGUCCCUUGGAUCACUAUAAGACACCUGCAUUUGCUACAGGAAUUUUCUACAGAAUUGCUUGCCUUUCUAUUUCUACAAGUUAGAGCUUUGACGCACAGAACACGCAUGGACAAAAUCUCACCAAAAUAUUUCUAAAUACUUUUUUACUCUUGAUUUUACAGUUCUGGUCUUAGAGUUGAGACAGUUUUUUUAAUGUCUCCAUUUUGUAUGAUUUUAAAAAGUGGCCUGACCUAGAAUCUCUCUAGAAAGAAGAUGGCACUGCCACUCAAAGCGAUCUAAGCCAAAGGAUUCAGGCAUGCACUUCAUGUUUCAUGAAGCACCACAAGGUCCCAUGAAACAACUUGAGAAAUUGUCUGGUCUGGUGAGUGUCAAGAUCCAUUUUUAAGAAAUGGCUUAUAAUUAAUACUUUACUACUUUCACAUUUGGAGUGAACAACAUAGGUCCCAGUUUCUCCCAAGAGCACGCUUGAGAUCAGUGUAAGAUCAUUGAGUUUGCUGGAUUUAGCUUAGAGAAGCUGAAAGUAAGAUAAGUGAUUUUUGAAAGUCUGCCUAAAAAUUAUAUUCUCACAGAAGACGGCUGGUGUUUUUACAGAUUUCUGCAUCCAUUCUGAAAGACAGCAGAAAGGCAUAUAUAGUGACCUAAUUAAGGUAAUUUCACAUAUUAAAAAUACCAAAUGAAAUCUUAUUUUCUAAAAGCCUCUACUGUCUGAAAACCAGAGUCAGGUUUCAGGAAUGAAUGGAAGUGAUUCUACCAUCAUUGUAGCAGUCAUAUACUUAUUUGUCCACAGCCUGAUAAGCAAUGACACAUUUAUUCCUUGAAAGAUUAACCCGUUUAAAAAGGCCAAACACUAAAGACAUGAACACGUGUUUGUAUUUGUGAGUUCUUCUCUGCUUAUUUUCAACCUUUUUCCAGCAAAAAACGGCAGCAAUUUUUAAAAGCCAAUUGCUACAUGCCAUGGCGUUUUGAGGAAGAUAUGGAAAAUGGAAUGCAACUUCAUUUUGGAUUUUAAUUCAAGUCUAGAGGUAAAAAAGUGACAGUUCUGAUGAGCUGUGCUGUCUAAAACCUUUCACACUGAGAUGAAUUUACAAUCACUUGGUAGAUCCACAACAUAGCUCUUCCUUAUGGAUGUAAGCCGGAACUACUCGUAUUCAUUUUGAGUUUACCACUUGCUGAUAUAGUAAUUAUCCUGUUAAAAGGAUCACUGCUAAUUAAUUUGGAGUGUACUGAGCUUGCUAGAACAUAAUUCUAAAUUCAUCAGCAGAAAAAUUGCAAGGAUGUACUUUUAAAAAACUCAAUAUUUAAAGUAUUCGUUCAGCAACAAAUUGCCUACUAGUCUCAGUCUGCAGCAAAUGCAAGAUCCCCGAGGGUCAGCAGUACAGAGACUGGUUAUGGCAGGAAUACUCACAGCAAGCUCUAGUUCCUGGUCUUCAGGUUGUUCAAUUUUAAACAGCAGUAAAGCUUCUAAUCACAUUUAUGGGGAUAAGAACUCACUCUAGUGUUAGGUGGUUACUACAAGAUCCCAUCCUCAUUGACUCACAGACAAAAUACACCUGAUCCUCUUUAUGUUUACAAUAAAGUAGAUUUGGACUUCCCUUCUCCUCCCCACUAUUGUAGUGAUGGCAAUCAGAUUGCUUAAAACCAAAAGAAAAUCCAGACUAACAAAGUAGUGGUAUAAAUUCCCACUUGGGUAUGGAGGGGAAUCACAUAUACCAAAUAGCAGCAGGAGUGAUGUGCAGCUCCCACUACUUCACUGAGGAGCCUGGAAAUGGCAAUUAAGUCGUCUAGUAACUUGUAUGUUUUGGGCAGAGCAGCAAACCCCAGUUGCAAACUCUCCUCAGUUUCCUGUUGCAAAUAUUUGAGCAGGACUGCAGCUUUGUUUUGCAGCAGGUUGUUGGAGGCAGUGGCCCUGGUGCUAUCCCACAGGCUUCUAGAGCUCUGCACUAGGCAAGGGGCAGAAUGGACCCACUUGAAGAUCUGCCAGCAUCUGUGGUAUACCCAAAGAUGUCACGCUUGCUCUGCAGGAAAAGCUGCAGUCAACCUUCAGAUGGGGAAAAUUCAGGCCUCCCAAAUGGAAGAAUUUUAGAACAUUUAUCUUAACCAUUAUUUACUCAAGUCAGAACACAUUACUAAAUCUUUUCUGCAAAUAGAUAUCUGACCAUUUACUGUUGUUUAUUCUGGUCAUUCCUGCCUUGUCCUUCUAAAUUAUUCCAUAUUAAACCUCACUAAAAUGUUUUACCACUUGUCUUUUUCUGAGCUAAAAUGUAUUCCUCCUUUCUUUUGGACAUCGGCUCAAAUAAGAUCAUAGCCCUAAGCAGGAAAAACAACAAACAACAGCAAUGAUUUUAUUGCAUUCCUGUUGGUAUUUGUACUGUACUAUGUUCUCUGUGACCAUGUGGAAAUGGAAGAAAAUAUGCAAUUACUUUUAAAAAAUUCCAACAGCAUUUUGCAAAUAAAAGGCAGUUACCUCAGGCAUAGCCGCCAAUU
Catharus ustulatus (Swainson's thrush) is the source of this 4352-nucleotide messenger RNA. It is a transcript of the gene TMEM26, whose product is annotated as transmembrane protein 26. The coding region runs from base 111 to 1202 and encodes 363 amino acids. NCBI's taxonomy places the organism in Eukaryota, Metazoa, Chordata, Aves, Passeriformes, Turdidae. The transcript has 6 exons. The record is from RefSeq and is a predicted model, not a curated record.